Molecule: messenger RNA, 225 nt
Organism: Iphiclides podalirius (scarce swallowtail)
Lineage: Eukaryota; Metazoa; Arthropoda; Insecta; Lepidoptera; Papilionidae
Source: the annotation of a GenBank genome assembly
AUGCACUCAUCAACGCGCUCAGUGGAAAUCUCAUCGUUCCGUAGGAAUCGCGGCGGCUGCGCGCGCGCCUCUGACGCAUAUCAAAGAUGCGCGACGGCCAUUUUUUCCGCCGCUCGCUCCCGAUUUGGCUCCCGGCCAGAGACGCCGCCUGGCGGUGUGCCAACGCGCCGAAUCACCCCUCCCCGGGACCAACAGGCGGACUCGGCCGUCGAUUCGAAACGGAAU